AUGUUCAUGCAGCGCGCUGCUCUGAUUGCUGCCCGCCGGGCCGCCGUUGCACCUGUCGUCCGCCGCGCCUUCACGACGUCGUUUGUCCGCUGUACGUACCCGAGACGAAAUUAUGAAGCAGAUGAGAUAUGUUUGCUAUUGUGGAUGCAACCGUGGGAGUACCCCAAGGAGGAUGAUGACAAGUCCUUGGCAUGGCACAUGAACAGGGAACGCGAUAAUUGCGAGGCCGCUCCUCCUACCAACACGACCCCCAAGAUCAAGUUUCUUUCCGAUGUCAAGACCAGUGCAGACCUUCUCGGCCCGGGUGCCCAGCCUGGCACUGUCCCCACAGACCUCGAGCAGUCAACCGGUAUCGAGCGUCUCGAGAUUCUCGGCAAGAUGGAGGACGUUGACGUGUUCGACAUGCGGCCCUUGGAUGCGUCGCGCAAGGGGACUGUUGAGAAUCCCAUCUUGGUUCGCUCCGCUGGUGAGGAGCAGUACGCCGGUUGCACGGGCUUCCCAGCUGACUCGCACAACGUCAUCUGGGUCGGCCUUUCGCGUGAGCGCCCCGUCGACCGCUGCUCCGAGUGCGGCAAUGUUUACAAGAUGAACUACGUUGGUCCCCAAGACGACGGCCACGGCCACCACGAUCACCACCACGGCUACGAGGAGCCCAAGACGUUUGCCGACUUUGUCAAGCCAGAGUACUGGUAA
Sporothrix schenckii 1099-18 is the source of this 693-nucleotide messenger RNA. Its product is annotated as cytochrome c oxidase subunit 5b. The record is from RefSeq and is a predicted model, not a curated record. Gene Ontology annotation, cellular component: mitochondrial envelope. Bases 1 to 693 code for a protein of 230 amino acids. The transcript has 3 exons. Gene Ontology annotation, biological process: mitochondrial electron transport, cytochrome c to oxygen. Lineage: Eukaryota; Fungi; Ascomycota; Sordariomycetes; Ophiostomatales; Ophiostomataceae.